AUGAGAUUUUUCAACCAUGUCUUCUUCUUACUUGCUAUAUUAUUGAUUCUCUCUGCUGUGGACGUUGGUGAAUGCGGAAUCAAAGAAUUUCUCGAAAGGGAGCAUAAGCUUAUUAAAUGUAAACCUCAGGAAAUCAUCAGUCAUCCGAUAGUUAUACCACUCCGAAGGCAUUAAUAUGUCGUGCUCGAUUGUCGAUAAACCUUGGCAUUGU
Messenger RNA from Cylicocyclus nassatus, 211 nucleotides. Lineage: Eukaryota; Metazoa; Nematoda; Chromadorea; Rhabditida; Strongylidae. The record is from the annotation of a GenBank genome assembly.